This is a messenger RNA of Acanthosepion pharaonis, 783 nucleotides long. NCBI's taxonomy places the organism in Eukaryota, Metazoa, Mollusca, Cephalopoda, Sepiida, Sepiidae. The record is from the annotation of a GenBank genome assembly.
AUGAAAAAAAAAAUACUUCUUUCAUUUGUUUCUCCUAGUUUCCCCCCUCUCUCUCUCACUCACUCACUCCUCCAAUCUUUCUCUCUGUCUCUCUCUGUCUAUCUUACCCAUCUCUCUCUCCCUCUCUUUGUCACUCUCAUUGUGUCUUCUCUCCCUCUCUGUCUGUCUGUCUGUCUCUUUCUUUCUUUCUUUCUUUUUCCUUUCUCGCCUUUUUUCUUUCUCCAUGUUCCCUAUUACUACCCACUUCCUUAUCUAACUACCUAUCUGUCUCUUAUACCUUUCACUUCCCUUUCACUUGUAUUUCAUUUCCACUCUCUCUAUUUUCUUCUUUUUAAAUCUCUAUAUCCCUCCUUACCGACCUUCCUAUCUCUCUCCAUCUCAUCCUCUCACUUUUCCUUCAUUUCCACUCUCUCUUUUUGUUCGUUUUUCUCUUUUCCUUCAUUUCCGCUCCCCCUUUCUUUAUUUUAUUUUAAAUCUCUACCUCUUUUCUUACCUAUUUUCCCAUCUCUCUCUGUCUCAUCCUUUCCACUUCUCAUUGACUUUUCCUUCAUUUUCGUUCUCUCUAUUUUAUUCUCUCUUCACUUCUAUCUAUCUAUCUAUCUAUCUAUCUAUCUAUCUAUCUAUCUAUCAUUCUUAUUACCUUUAAACCUCUUUUUUGUUCCUAUUCACUCCUUCUAUCACGCUAUCCUUCUCCUUUCUUUCUUCUUUUCUCUCUGCCCGUCUAUCUCUCGUUCCUUCUUAGACUGCACAGAGUUCAAUGUAGAAAAUGAUUUACAACUUUAG